AAAAAUUGUAAACUUGUAAUGUUAUACUUUUGGACGUUUUGGUCGGCCCAAAUAGAACACCGGCAAACUCUUUGCUAGUCAAACAAAUAGAGUGAUGUUGUUCAGUCAAAAUUACCGGGAGAUAUUGAGCUACUCGUUUCCAAAAAUUAAGGAACUGCAAUAAUGAGUUCUGGACAGAACCAGAAGUCUAGUAUAGACCAUUCCCUCUCAUUUGAAGAUGUCUCCAAGUUAUUCUCUUUGCCCCUCUCUGAGGCAGCUGACAUUCUUGGUGUCUCCUCGGGUGUUCUAAAGAAAAUAUGCAAUGAGAAUGGUCUUGAGAGAUGGCCACACCGCAAGUACCUUGCUGGAAAGAGCAUUGAAGACAUAAAGAAGGAAGCCGCUAAAGAGAAAAAUAAAGCAUUGAGAGGAGUUUCACCAAAGAGCAAUGUGACAACCCCUUCAACCAUAACUUCUACUCCAGGCUCUCUUGCCAAGGAUAAUAAGAGUCCUAAACCUACUCCUGAGAUUUCAAAGUCGCAAGGUAACAACAAUGCACAGCAGAACCAAGGAAGCAAGACUGUGGCCACUUGGCGGUCCCAUCAUAUGCUUGCUUCUGGUUUGGCAAUAGAAACCAGCACCUCACCAGACGAGUUCAAAUAUGGAUUCCCAUCAGCUGGCUUAUCAGAGUGCAGUAACAGAUGGUGGGGAAGUAGUAAUGAUAGUAAUGAUGGAGUAUUGAAGGAUGAUGAUACAAAAACCAGCUCUGAAGUGAAAGAUGCCUCCAAGGUUCAAGUGGAUGGAGUAUCGAAGGAUGAUGAUACAAAAACCAGCUCUGAAGUGAAAGAUGCAUCCAAGGUUCAAGUGGAUGGAGUAUCAAAGGAUGAUGAUACAAAAACCAGCUCUGAAGUGAAAGAUGCCUCCAAGGUUCAAGUGGAUGAUAGUGCUAGCAUGUGUGAGGAGAGAACUGACAGCAUGGAGGAGGAUUCCAAGAGUGAUAAGAAGGAUGAAAUUUCAUUAUCAGCUACGAGGAAACGAGCUCUGGAGGAAGGAAAGAAGGCGCUAAACUUUAGUGUUUUAAAGAAAUAUGGGGCUGAUAAGCUGAGAAACGAAGAGAAGAUAUUGCUGCGUCGAUUAUAUCAAACAAGUUAAAAUCCUUAGUUAAGGAAAGUAGUUAAAAGGAAAGCUCCCUUGUUGCCUUCCAAGCAGCGUACUAGAACAUGCCCAUGUCUGUCAAUGGCAUAUCACGCUGUAACCUGUUUUAGAACUUCAAAAUUUAGCAUUCUGUAGUCAAGUUUUUGCUGCCCUUUCAGAAAUUAUGAUUCGGAAUUUACGAACCACUUGUACAACUCACUGGCAAACUCAUAAGAGAGUGCUUGUCCUGUAGAAUACGAUUUCUAUGUUGCACGAAAAUGGGAAGAGAACAAAAAUGUAGGCACGUUAACGGAAGGGAAUUGUGGUAGUGCAAAAGUUGAAUUGUUGAUAUGAUAAUUUUUUGUAAGAGUUGUAAAUUGGGUGUGGAAGUUCAAAAGGAUGAAGAGUGAGGUUGUCAAUUAGUUGGGCCUUGGCCCAUUACAGUAACCCAUUGUUUACAUUCCAAUUGUUUCAUGAAAACAACUUGUAUAACAAGUGUAUAGAAUUCCGUUUUCAUCA
This is a messenger RNA of Chenopodium quinoa (quinoa), 1629 nucleotides long. Its product is annotated as protein NLP2-like. The transcript is spliced from 2 exons. The record is from RefSeq and is a predicted model, not a curated record. Lineage: Eukaryota; Viridiplantae; Streptophyta; Magnoliopsida; Caryophyllales; Amaranthaceae. Gene Ontology annotation, molecular function: DNA-binding transcription factor activity. The coding region runs from base 163 to 1128 and encodes 321 amino acids.